This is a messenger RNA of Patiria miniata (bat star), 2326 nucleotides long. Its product is annotated as creatinase-like. The coding region runs from base 240 to 1619 and encodes 459 amino acids. The transcript is spliced from 7 exons. Lineage: Eukaryota; Metazoa; Echinodermata; Asteroidea; Valvatida; Asterinidae. The record is from RefSeq and is a predicted model, not a curated record.
UGACCCCCUCCCAUUCUCAUGCAUGUAAUUGUCCCGUGACAACAUGCUCGCGCAUGCACUAAUAAGUUCAUAGCGCUCAAUACAUGUACACACAAAUCGCGACGUGCAUACGGGUACAGCGCCUCAACAUAAUGCCCUCCGUUUGAGUUCAGUAUAAUACAAAACCCUCGUAUUAUAACUUCUGAACUGUGCGAGCUUCUAGUUGCGUGGGCAGUCGUGCCUCAAUUUCUCGCCGAAUCAUGUACGGUAACAUUGCGAGUCGAGUCGGUUCCUUUGGCCUGCGAGUCAGCCGAGCAACGGGUGUAUUUGCCCGUCGAGCUUCAUGUAUUCCAUCGAGGGCACCUGGGGCAGGUUACGCGGCACGUCAUGCCUACACCCGGCGCUGGAGCUCGUCCAGUGCCGUUGAAAAUAUGCCCUCUCUGAUGAAAUUCUCAAACGGAGAAAAGGUGAAACCUACCUUCUCCAAGGCAGAGAUGGAAGGCCGACUGCGCAAACUCCGCACCUACAUGGACGAGAACUCGAUAGGGGGCGCUCUCUUCACCUCGUACCAUUGCAUCAACUACUACUCGGACUUCCUGUACCUUUCCUUUGGCAGGCCGUACGGGCUUGUGGUGACCCCUGAGAAGGUGGUUAUCAUAUCGGCGCUGAUUGACUACGGUCAGCCUGACAGGAGGAACCACCUGGGAGAAACCGUGAUUUACACGGACUGGCAAAGAGGCAACUAUUGGAGAGCCGUUGAGCAAGAGUUGGGACACAUCAAAGGAAAGGUUGGAUGCGAGUUGGAUCACAUCCCAGAAGAGAACCACAGGAAGUUACAAGAUGCCAUCCCAGGCGCUCAGUUGGUGGACAUCGCGGAGCCCAGCAUGUACAUGCGUUUGAUCAAAUCACCCGAGGAGAUCGCGCUCAUCAGAGAGGGCGCUCGUGUAGGGGACAUUGGUGGAGAGGCUGGGCGCGCAGCUUUGGCCCAUGGUGUCCCUGAGUACGAGGUAGCUCUGGCGUCAACUGGGGCAAUGGUUAGGGAGAUUGCGAAGACGUUUCCUCAUCAUGAGAUACGAGACACGUGGUCUUGGAUUUCAGGCGGAGUCAACACCGACGGAGCUCACAAUGCUGUCACGACCAGACCAUUCCAGAGCGGAGACAUUGUCAGUCUCAAUUGCUUCCCCAUGAUCGCCGGUUACUACACAGCUUUGGAGCGAACUCUCUUCAUCGACCAUGCAACUGACGAGAACCUCCGGCUGUGGGAGAUCAACUGCGAGGUGCACCGGCGCGGAAUGGAGCUCAUCAAACCCGGGGUCAAAUGUCAAGACAUCGCGCGAGAAUUGAACGAGAUUUUCCAGAAGCAUGACCUGCUCCAGUAUCGCACCUUUGGGUACGGUCAUUCGUUUGGGACGUUGUGUCACUAUUACGGCAGGGAAGCAGCUUUGGAGUUCCGUGAGGACAUAGACACGGUUCUAGAACCCAACAUGGUGGUCUCCAUGGAACCCAUGAUCACCAUACCAGAGGGUCAGCCUGGGGCAGGGGGCUACCGGGAACACAACAUCCUGGUACUACAUGAGGACGGAGCAGAGAAUAUCACUCACUUCCCGUUCGGACCUGAGCACCAUAUCGUCAAGAAUUGAAGAAUAACACACAUUAAAUACACCUGAAGACACAGAGACGUCACGCUUUGUUUAGGUGCGCUUUCCUACGGGAGCUUUGCCUCAUAUCCGUAGUUUAAUCAUUUUAAUGAUUAACUGUACCUCCCUAUGGACGGUGUGAAAAAUGAUAUUAAAAUUGCAGGAUUCAGGACUGUUAGGAUCAAUGAAAUGAAAUACAUUGAAAUAUUGAAUAAUAAAGAAACGCAACGGUGCUUUUUGAUGAAUUGCAUAAUCAUGGUGAUAUUCUAUUUAUGAGGAAAUAUUGGUUUCGUUGUCUUCAAAACUUUUUUUUCAGAUAAAGCAUCUGAUUUUGAUGCGUCUGCAUGUAAUUUAUAUAUUUUUGAUGAGGUUUUUUUUAUUCUGGAAAGCAAGGAAGAGCUAAAAGGAUUUUAUUAAAGUCAUUAUGAUUGCAUGCUUGUCUAAUUUGUGAAAAUGGUAAACAAAAUAAUGUGUAAUUUCAAGAUUUUUAAAUAAGACGUGCUUGAAAAAACUCAUGUUUUUUUGUAAGUGCAUCGCUUUAGAAAAUAAUAGUCAGAGAAAUCUAAAAAGUGUAGGCGUAGCGUGUAGCUUCUGAGCUUAUGAAUGAAAUUAUUAUAUGGGUUAAAGGGCCUCAAUUUUUACUAUUUUUCUUAUGCUUAACAAUUUGUGUAUUGACUGUAGCUCAAUAAAUUCAUCAUACUAAUUAAAAA